AUGAAUUGGUUUAGUUGUGUAGUGAGGGCUGAAUCCGACAAAAUAUAUGGCGUUCAAGAAGAAUACGUUAACGACAAAAGAGAUAAUAAAAUAAAUUUAAGUAUUGGUGUCUUUAGGGAUCAAAAUGGACAGUCAUUUGUUCCGCAAAGUGUUAUCAAUUGCGAGCAAAUGUUAUUCACAAAGAAUUGCAGCAAAGAAUAUGCACCGAUUGAGGGCUUCAAAGACUUUCGCCAAAGUGUCGCCAAAUUUAUUUAUGGCGAAGACUCAGAUGUUAUCAUUAAUGAAAGACACGCCACAGUUCAAGGACUCGGAGGAACCGGAUCUUUGAGAAUCGGAGCCAUAUUUCUCUAUGAGUUGGUGUCAGUCAAUAAAACUGUUUACAUACCGUACCAGACAUGGAGUCCACACAAUCAGGUAUUCUCUAACUCAGGCUUUCAAAUAAAACAUUACAGAUAUUGGAAUCAAAGAACUUUGAACCUCGACUUUGAGGGUCUAAUCAAUGACUUUGAAAACAUGAUUGACUACUCUGUAGUAGUUUUGCACUCAAUAGCCCACAACCCGACAGGUAUUGACCCAACACUAGACCAGUGGAACCAAAUUAUUGAUGUCAUCCAAAGGAAAAAGUUAUUCCCAUUUUUAGACUGCGCUUAUCAGGGAUUUGCUUCGGGAGAUUUGCAAAGGGAUGGAGUCGUUAACACUUUAUUUGCUAAACGGGUUAAUCAAAUGGCAAUUGCGAUGACAUUUGCUAAGAAUAUGGGACUCUAUGGCGACAGAAUCGGUGCCUUAAGUAUUGUCUGUCAGACCAAACAAGAGGCACAUAAUGUGUUGACUCAACUCAAGGCAAUCAUUCGUCCCAUUUAUUCACAUCCACCCAAUUGGGGCGCUCUUGUCGUCCAUCAUCUACUUAGUGAUCAUCAUUUGAGGAGCCAAUGGUUUAUUGAUGUCAACAAUAUGUAUACAAGAAUUCAAGAUAUAAGGAAUCAAUUGAUUAAUGAAUUGAAUCGAUUGUCUGAUGGGAAGACUAACUGGGAUUUUAUGGCAAAUCAAAGAGGAAUGUAUGGUUUCACUGGCUUUUCUCAAACACAAGUUUUUCAACUCAAACAACAGUUUGCUAUUUAUGCCACACUUGACGGUCGUAUUAAUAUUGCAGUAAUCAAUCAAAACAAUAUUAAACACAUUGCAUAUGCUAUGCAUUGCAUUAAAUUACAAAUUAUGUAAUUUGAAUACCUUUUACUU
Oppia nitens is the source of this 1236-nucleotide messenger RNA. RefSeq names its product aspartate aminotransferase, mitochondrial-like. Bases 1 to 1218 code for a protein of 405 amino acids. Gene Ontology annotation, biological process: amino acid metabolic process; biosynthetic process. Gene Ontology annotation, molecular function: pyridoxal phosphate binding; transaminase activity. The record is from RefSeq and is a predicted model, not a curated record. The transcript has a single exon. NCBI's taxonomy places the organism in Eukaryota, Metazoa, Arthropoda, Arachnida, Sarcoptiformes, Oppiidae.